Molecule: messenger RNA, 2732 nt
Organism: Strongylocentrotus purpuratus (purple sea urchin)
Lineage: Eukaryota; Metazoa; Echinodermata; Echinoidea; Camarodonta; Strongylocentrotidae
Product: cationic amino acid transporter 4
Exons: 4
Coding region: 555-2450 (631 amino acids)
Biological process (GO): transmembrane transport; amino acid transport
Cellular component (GO): plasma membrane
Molecular function (GO): amino acid transmembrane transporter activity
Source: RefSeq, a predicted model, not a curated record
UUACACUGCCAAACCGACACCAGACCGACUACAGACUGAUCAAAAAAUACCAUUACCUCCAACAUGUCCAGUUUAGUCGGUGUAGGUUACUGAGAUUAACCUGUGCUUUAUACAGAAAUGAAUUCCAUUGGAAUACGUGCUGGACACGCCUAAGGAUUUGAACAAAAGCGACGGGCAUAAUAUGCACGGGUGAACGCUGCUUCGUUGUAUCAUGGUUGAAGAAGUCUAUGGUUGUAUUGAAAUAUUCGAGCAGUAACAGAGAAGACGGGGUAGAGUGAAUCUUGGCUUUACAUUAUUGCACAACGUAGAUAGAGGAACGGACUCUUAACUAUAAAGCACAAUGUCCAUAGUUAGGGAGAUACAGGAGUGAAAAGCAAUUGAUGGAAUACUACUCCAGCAGAGCCACGUGAACAUGAACAUGCACUGCAGUAGCUUGUCCUAGCAUCAAAACCAGAUGUACCACUGAAUAUUUUACCAUCCCAGACUGAUAUAAGACGUACCGAACGAGUUCGGUAGAGGAUUCUCUUGUUUGUGUUACCUCUGAGACGCCAGCCAUGGAUUGCUGCAGGGACCUUUGCUCCAACAUCAGCCGGAGGAAACACCUUGGCACUCAUGAGGAGCUUUACGAGACUUCCCUACGCCGUUCUUUAACCACAUUCCAGCUGACGGUCAUGGGUAUGGGUGCCAUGAUCGGGGCCGGUCUCUACGUGCUCUCUGGGGUGGAAGCCAAGGAGGUCACAGGACCUGCCAUUGUUGUCUCCUAUGCCAUUGCGACCGUUGCCGCCAUACUGUCAGCUCUGUGCUACGUAGAGUUCGCGUGUAGGAUACCCAAGACAGGGUCUGCGUACACCUUUACCUACGUCGCCAUAGGUGAAAUAUGGGCUUUCCUUAUCGGAUGGAACUUGAUCCUGGAAUACGCCAUAUCCGCCGCCUCGGUAGCCUCCUCGUUCGUGGGUUACAUGGAUUCUUUGACUGGGUACAAGAUAAGAAACUAUACCGUUGAAACCAUCAUGGGUGGGGAGCUAUGGGACGUUCCAUACAUAGCGCCAUACCCGAAUCUACUCGCCUCUUUAUUAAUUAUUUUAAUAUCGAUAUUUAUAGCGGCAGGGGCCAACGUGUCUGUAGGGGUCACCGUUGUGCUCAUGGGCGUCAACAUCGUGGUCAUCAUCAUUAUCGUUGUGUUGGGGUUCAUGAAAGCCGAUAUCAAAAACUGGCAGGAUUACGGUGGUUUUGUACCUAACGGACCUGCGAGCGUGAUUGCGGGGGCGGCGACCCUCUUCUACUCGUUCGUUGGCUUCGAUACAAUCGCCAUUGCCAAUGAAGAGACGCUGAACCCCAGGAAAAGCAUCCCGAGAGCUACCUUCAUGUCAAUCCUGAUAACCAGUGUGUGCUACAUCCUUGCAUCCGCUGUGCUGACCCUCUUGGUUCCUUACCCACAGUUGGAUGAAGAAUCGGCAUUCGCAGCUGCCUUCCAGCAACGCGGUAUCGAGUGGGCGAGGUGGAUGGUGGCUGUGGGAGCCCUAUGUGCAAUGUUUACCACGAUCGUCAUGUCUCUCUACAGCCUCCCAAGGUCGAUCUACGCAAUGGCUUCUGACGGACUACUCUUCGAUUUCCUAGGAACUGUAAAUCAAUACACCAAAGUGCCUGUUUAUGCAGUUCUCUUCUCCAUGGUUCUUGUGGUCAUACCUGCCAUGUUCUUUACCUUGUCUCAGCUUGUUGAAUUCCUCUCCAUUGGUGUUCUUCUCGGAUAUGCUUUCGUGUCAGCUGCGGUCAUUACCCUUCGCUACGGACCCGAUGAUAUAACGACGGGCAACGAUGCAAGCUUGGAGAUGACAUCAUCACCCAAUGGACAUGAUGAUCAGAAACCCUCUGCGCAGCCCCUUGAUGAUAACUCAAAACUUCUGGUCGCAACGUCCGCAGGCGUCCCAGGAACUCUCAAACACCAAUUUCGUUCAACACCACUCCUGCGCGCUCUUGCUCGCCUUAGACCAGGAGUCGCAGUCAAGAUCGGUCUCUGGGUUUCUAUUUUCUUCAUGUCCUGUACUCUUUCUCUCGUGGAGUACGGUAGCUCUGACAUAGCUGCGCCUAAGGUGUGGGCCAUACUACUUCUCAUCUUCUUCAGCGUCUGCACUCUUCUAAGUUUUCUCGUCAUCACUAUUCACUACCAGAAUGUAGAUACACAGGACUACUAUAGGGUCCCAUUUGUUCCACUUUUUCCAUGGCUUAGUAUUUUUGUCAAUGUAGUACUGCUGAUGAAGCUCAGACCGAUCACGUGGUUACGUUUCCUGAUUUGGGUCACCGUAGGUUUAUUCAUCUAUUUGGUAUACGGGUAUCGCCACAGCAAGGCCGGGAGAAUCUCGCGGGAGAGACUUAACAAUGAAAGCACGGAUGUUGGCAAUCAUGGCAACGGAUCAACCGAGAAUGCUGCGACGUAUGGAAGUACCAAUUAGAAGGACAGGAAAAAAGGAAAUGAAACCAAAGACUGUCUGCUUUUGAUCUCCGUUUAAAAGCUAAAUAUGAGAAAUGAAAGAUAUUAUUAUAUUAUAUUUGUUAUAGGGAACAUGGGAGUUAAUAGGAGAAAAUUGGGUUAAUUAUUUUCUAACUCUUAGGCAGGAUAUUAAUUUGGAUAAAAUAUAUCCAUAUAUUAUAUUUAGAAUUAUAAUUCAUUAGCGGUGAUUGCAAUAUUUCUUUCUUUUUCACUAUAAACAAUAAAUUUAUCCCACAUUUAAAAA